CAUUCCUCUUGCUCACACUCUCAUGCUCUCUCCAUCUUAGCGUUCAUCCCGCUGCUGCCUGCGCUCCUCUGUCUCUCACCUCCCCUUUUUACCUCUCCGUCUAUCUGUCCCUCCUCUUCUACCCCCUCCUUUAUGCCUCUCCCUCUCUUUCUCUCUCUCACUCUCAAAUUCUCUUACAUACACUCAGACACACACUCCUUCUCUCUCUUGCACACUUAUAUAUACACAAACACACACACGCCACACACAUGCUCACGCACACACUCUCGGUUCAUCAGAGCCCGACAUACCUGUGCAGCUGGGGGGGGGGAGCGCGGUGCCGGAGGGGCUCUUUGCGGCGUCGUUGUCUCUGAGGGUGCUGUGCUAUCAUUUGGGGAAGAAGCGGGUCUCAGUUGUUUUCUCUUUCCUCUUCCUCUCAUUCCUGGAAUGCUAAAACUGGACUGAUGGACAUUUCCGAACUUUGUCUUCCAGACCCUCUCAGCUAUCAUAACCAGGCUUUGUUGUCCAAAUCAUUAGAGAGAUUCCUGAGUCCCAUGGCCACGCUGGAGACCUCUCAUUUCUGGCUGCUGAAUAGAAUGGCCGCUGAUGAACGGCAUCUACCGUCCAGCUGUGGGUCCUACAUCAAAACAGAGCCAUCCAGCCCGUCCUCGGUCAUCGACACGGUCAGCCACCACAGUCCCAGCGGAAAUUCGGACGCCAGUGGUGGCUAUGUCAGUACCAUGAACAGCCACUCUAACGGCCUGGACUCUCCACCCAUGUUCACCCCUGGUGGGCUCGGCGCAGGCUCCUGCCGCAAGCGCUACGACGAUUGCUCCAGCACCAUCAUGGAGGACUCGUCCAUAAAGUGCGAAUACAUGUUAAACUCCCUCCCCAAGAGGCUGUGCCUGGUCUGUGGAGAUAUCGCCUCGGGGUAUCACUAUGGGGUAGCUUCUUGUGAGGCCUGCAAAGCCUUUUUUAAAAGGACAAUACAAGGUAACAUAGAAUACAGCUGUCCUGCCACAAACGAAUGUGAGAUCACAAAACGGCGACGCAAAUCAUGUCAGGCUUGUCGCUUCAUGAAAUGCCUCAAAGUGGGGAUGCUCAAAGAAGGUAAGAAGAGGGUUCGUUUGGACCGUGUGCGAGGGGGCAGACAGAAGUACAAGCGGAGGCUGGACACAGAAAACAACCCAUACCUGGGCUUGACGCUCCCGCCUCCUACUAAAAAGCCUCUCACAAAGAUAGUGUCUCACCUGUUGGUGGCCGAGCCAGAAAAGAUCUACGCCAUGCCUGACCCGACCAUGCCAGAGAGUGACAUCAAGGCUCUCACAACGCUGUGUGACCUGGCUGACCGCGAGCUUGUGGUCAUCAUUGGCUGGGCCAAACACAUCCCAGGCUUCUCCACUCUCUCUCUGGGAGACCAGAUGAGCUUACUGCAGAGCGCCUGGAUGGAAAUCCUCAUCCUCAGCAUCGUGUUCCGCUCUUUGCCGUACGACGACGAGCUGGUGUACGCCGAGGACUACAUCAUGGACGAGGAGCACUCGCGGCUGACGGGUCUGCUCGACCUCUAUGUCUCCAUCCUGCAGCUGGUGCGGAAGUACAAGAAGCUCAAGGUGGAGAAGGAGGAGUUUGUGACCCUCAAAGCCAUCGCUCUCGCCAACUCAGACUCCAUGCACAUAGAAGACAUGGAGGCGGUCCAGAAACUGCAGGACGCUCUCCAUGAGGCCCUUCAGGACUUCGAGAGCAGCCAGCAUCAGGAGGACCCGCGUCGGGCUGGCAAGCUGCUCAUGACGCUGCCCCUGCUGAGGCAGACUGCAACUAAGGCUGUGCAGCACUUUUACAGCAUUAAGGUGCAGGGCAAGGUGCCCAUGCACAAACUCUUCCUGGAGAUGCUGGAGGCCAAGGUCUGAUUGGAGGUGGAGGGCUGCAACAAUAAGACAGAGAGUGACUUGAAUUGUGGCUGAGGGAUCUCAGGAGACAGAAUCGGCCAUGUGGUUUGCAAAGCAGAGACUGACAACUCCUCCUCUUUGCGGAACCUUGGGACUUUAAAUUGAAAAAAAAAAAAAAAACAAGUGGAAAACUUGGGUUAUUAGUAUAAAUAUAAAAUGAUGCAGAUUAAUUUAAAAUAUAUAAUAAAUGCUAUGUACAGUAAUAAUUUUCUUUUUGUAAUUGUCAGUGGUCAUGCUCUAUAUGAAGGACCUUCCUGCCCCUUUGCGUCUUCAGAACAAGUAGAAAGUUCCUAAAAAAAGAUUUUGUUCUGAAGAAAGCAAAGGCGUUAACAACCAUAAACAGACUUGUGUGUUGUUUUUUUGUCUGGACUUAACCAGGACAUGUAAAUAAUUGCUACUUGGAAAGCUGAGUGUACAGUUCGAAAUCCGACAAACUUGGUAACCAUGUUUUCUUCUUCUCCUCCUGCAAAAGAAAAAAAAAGUAAAAAAAAAAAGAGAGAGAAAUGAGGAAAAUUUUACCUAAAUGUGAACUCAUCAAUUAAAUGUCCUUGGAUUAAUAUACCUCUCCUGAGCAGUAAGCAGUGUGAUCUUAGUGGAUUCUUCUCAGACUGAAACACUUGCUGAAUCCAUGUUUAACCAACCUAGCAUAGGCAGGUAAAAUAGUCUUAUGUAGUAAUUCAGCAAUAAGAGGGACUGUGGGAAAGCCAUGCUUAAUUUCCAGUGUUUCAUGUGCUUUUCGUUGCUGCUGUUACCUAAAGACCAUGCCUGUUCAUAGUCAUUUUCACCUAUGUGAGUCACCACUUGUUCCCCUGUUGUACACUCAUAUUUCUCCUCGAGUGAAGAAGUUUGUGUUGGUGCUUCUCAAGCACUAAACCCCCAGAUUCAGCUGUCGCUUAAGCCUGUGGAAAUUGCUUCUUGACAUGCAAAUAGAUGACCGGAUUCAGUCCAGGUGAAAGAUAAUCAGCGGUUUCGGUGUGGAAGUUUCAAAGGAUUUAUGCUGGGUGGCAGAAGUCUAUGAGAUUCCUUGUUCAAACAAUCAGAGGCCUAUAUGUCAACCACACUAUUUUGGGCUCUUUAAGCCAGUGGGAGCAAGGUGUCCGGCAUCUGCUCUCACCAUUUUAGACAGCUUCUAUCUUUUAAUAGCGGCGCCUGCAUUUAUGGGGCUUCAGCUGAAUGGAGGUAAAUAGCAGGUGCAAAGCAAGAGUUUGCGGCGCUUCACACUGGGUUUAUUUUUACCCAGCAGGGGAGUGUAGGGGAUUGUCCAUACAGCCUCUGGACCAGGAGUACAAUGAACACAUGGACCACUCCUUGACCUCAUGUUGACACUGUGGCUGACGCAGAAUAACACCCUUCCCGCCAGCAUCCGUGAGAAUCUUGAUCGCCCGAUCAUGCACAUGUGAACAGCUAUGCAAGAAACAAAGUGUGCAUGCCUCAAAGGGCAACGAUGUGUCUCUGCAAGGUGUGAUCUCUGGUGGGGGGAAAAUGGUCCUGCUUCUCCCCGUGUUUAGGUCCAUUACGCUAAGUGUGAGCAAUGCUUCAGUGCCAUCCGCCGCCCUCCAUGUGCAGGGGAAUGUGCUAGUAGGGAAUGCUUAUACUGCUGUAGUGAUAAAUUGUGGCUAUGUCACAACAAUAUGAUACUGUGAUCAAAGGAAUCCCUGACAUUGCAUAGGUUAGAGUUGCGGCUACGCUUGUGAUAUCAAAGGCUAGCGGCAAUCGAGCGGUCAGCAGCUGCCUGAAUGGCCACUUAAUGGAGAAUAACUACUCCCCAGAUCAUCCUACACCUCCCUACUUGAACUACCCACUGAACAAACGCUGCUGUAGAAGGUGAAAUUUAAGUUGUUUAACUGUUGUGCAAUACAACAGGGACCAAUUCUGACUGAAAUCAUGCUAAGGGCAUGUGUUUAGACAGCAUAUUCAAAAUCUUUUUGAUAUAAAACAUUGUAAUUAGAUUUCAUGUGCACGUAUUCCAGUUAAAAUUGCAGUAAAAAGAAAGAGAUAGCAAAGAAAAAUAAAUAAAUAGAGGAAUUAAUAAUUGCAACAGUUUUUCUCCUGCAAAAUGGCACAGUAUUACAUAUAAGACUUAUAUUAUAGGCAUGGGCCAGUGUGUGUUUCAACUUGAGUAGAAAUGUCACCGUUGAAAGGUAUCAAGGUUGUAGUAAAGCAAUUUAAAACUGAAACACAUGAGACGAUCUAAAUGUUUCCUGCAAUUCCC
Poeciliopsis prolifica (blackstripe livebearer) is the source of this 4137-nucleotide messenger RNA. It is a transcript of the gene esrrb, whose product is annotated as estrogen-related receptor beta. Gene Ontology annotation, cellular component: nucleus. Lineage: Eukaryota; Metazoa; Chordata; Actinopteri; Cyprinodontiformes; Poeciliidae. Gene Ontology annotation, biological process: regulation of DNA-templated transcription. Gene Ontology annotation, molecular function: zinc ion binding; steroid binding; DNA-binding transcription factor activity. The record is from RefSeq and is a predicted model, not a curated record. Bases 444 to 1886 code for a protein of 480 amino acids. The transcript has 8 exons.